AUGAGUCCCUCUGCCAAUGGCACCGCCAAUGGCAUCACCAAUGGAACUACCAGCCUCAAGCCCAACAUUGGCGUCUACACGAACCCCGAGCACCACCUCUGGCUCGCCAAGGCCGGGCCCAGCGUCGAGAGCAUCCAGGCCGGCGCCGACCUCAAGGAAGGCGAGGUCACCAUUGCCAUUCGCAGUACCGGCAUCUGCGGCUCCGAUGUGCAUUUUUGGCACGCCGGCUGCAUUGGCCCCAUGGUCGUCACCGGCGACCACAUCCUCGGACACGAGUCCGCCGGCGAGGUCAUUGCCGCGCACCCUUCCGUGACGACCCUCUCCGUCGGCGACCGCGUCGCCAUUGAGCCCAACAUUGUCUGCCACGCCUGCGAGCCCUGCCUGACGGGCCGCUACAACGGCUGCGAGCGCGUCGCCUUCCUCUCCACGCCGCCCGUCGACGGCCUGCUCCGCCGCUACGUCACCCACCCGGCGGCCUGGUGCCACCCCAUCGGCGACAUGUCCUACGAGGACGGCGCCAUGCUCGAGCCCCUCAGCGUGUCGCUCGCCGCCGUGCAGCGCGCCGCGCCGCGCCUCGGCGACCCGGUGCUCGUCUGCGGCGCGGGCCCCAUCGGCCUCAUCACCUUACUGUGCGUCGCGGCCGCCGGCGCGUGCCCCCUCGUCGUCACCGACAUUUCCGAGAGCCGUCUGGCGUUUGCGAGGGAGAUUUGCCCGCGCGUCACCACGCACAAGGUGGAAGCGGGGCUGUCGCCGCAGGAGGCGAGCCGGCGCAUCGUGGACGCGUUUGGCGGCGUCGAGCCCGCGCUGACAAUGGAGUGCACGGGCGUCGAGAGCAGCAUCGCGGCCGCCAUCUGGGCGACCAAGUUUGGCGGCAAGGUCUUCAUCAUUGGCGUCGGCAAGGACGAGAUUAGCAUCCCGUUUAUGCGCGCCUCGGUCCGCGAGGUCGACGUCCAGCUGCAGUACCGCUACAGCAACACCUGGCCCCGCGCCAUCCGCCUUCUCCGAAGCGGUGUCAUUGAUCUCUCCAAGCUCGUCACGCACAGGUUCCCGCUGGAGGAUGCCGUCAAGGCGUUUGAGACGUCGGCCGACCCCAAGAGCGGCGCCAUCAAGGUCCAGAUUCAGAGCCUCGACUAG
Molecule: messenger RNA, 1134 nt
Organism: Beauveria bassiana ARSEF 2860
Lineage: Eukaryota; Fungi; Ascomycota; Sordariomycetes; Hypocreales; Cordycipitaceae
Product: L-arabinitol 4-dehydrogenase
Exons: 2
Coding region: 1-1134 (377 amino acids)
Biological process (GO): D-sorbitol catabolic process
Molecular function (GO): L-iditol 2-dehydrogenase (NAD+) activity
Source: RefSeq, a predicted model, not a curated record